Molecule: messenger RNA, 699 nt
Organism: Owenia fusiformis
Lineage: Eukaryota; Metazoa; Annelida; Polychaeta; Sabellida; Oweniidae
Source: the annotation of a GenBank genome assembly
UUGUGUCUGACGCAAGCUUCUUCAUUGGAACUUUUGCGUCAGAAGCUGAUACGUAAUGGUUUGGCUGAUGUAAAAUACGUAGUAGUUAACACUCAUAUUUGGCACGCUAGAGUGAGUAUAGGCGAGUUGACGAAGCGCGUAAAUAUCCCCGUAUAUCAAGACAACAACCGAGGCCAUGUUUGGAAGAAACUGAAUGGACGCAAGGACGAUUUCUUCAUAUAUGACAGGUGUGGUCGACUUGUGUUCCACAUCCCCCUCCCCAAUAGUUUGCUAACCUAUCCCUACGUGGAGGCUGCUAUAUUAACCACGUACUACGAUACACCUUGCCCUCAGUAUUGUGAACACGACCCCGCCUUUGAUACCAUCCCUCCACAUAUGAAACUUGUAAUUGAACAAGACGAUUCAACAACUGGAUUGUCAGCCGUUGAGCCAAGCUCUACACCGUCAUCAGGGCCGUCAUCUUCCACGACAAUGCGGCCACCAUCAAUGAAAUCAACGUCGUCCAUCCUGCUUUCAACGAUAUCCGGACGUGUUAUACAUGAGGAUGACCACAGGGAGAACGGUUCACAAGGUCAACAUCAUUAUACGCAUCAUUUUCAUCGUCAUAACAAGAAUCACAAACAUAAACAAACUACCCAAAUGGGAGGAGAAUCGACAUCAGAUACUCGAACACAAAGACUGAUAAACGACACCAGGUGA